AGCGGGAGGGUGUGAGCACGCAGCACGGCACCUGACAUCGUCCAUGCUGAGAAGAUGGCGUGUCACUGGAUAAUUGUUUUUUUUUUUAUUUUAGUUUUCAUUUUAGUUUUCACAGAGUUGGAAAUAACCCCAGUGCCGACCCGCGCUGGGGCGGGGCUGCUGAGGAUGUUGGUGAUGACAGCCAGGAACUCUCAGCUGCUUCCCUGGGCCGGCCCCUCGCCUGGCUGGUGUACACGUCCUGCCUCGGCCCAUCCCAGCCUCAAGGGAGUAGGUCACCCCGGUGCCCCCCAUCGCACCCUGGGAUUUUAACCCGAGCCUCUGAGGCCCAGUGUCCGAGUCUCAACUAGCAGCCAGAGCUGCAGCCCACUCUGCCCGGGGGCUAUGUUCAUGCUCCCCUCCCCCAGGGGGCAGGUCAUUAGCUAACAAUGAUUAUUCUGGAACCCCCGUCAUGUCAUGCACUGUUCUGGGCCUGCCCAGACCCAUCAGGACCCUUUCCCCAGAAUCAUCUCCUGGAAUCCUCAGAGAAAUGCGGGCCAGGGUUACUGUCCCCCCAUCGUGGAUGGCCUCACUGGGUGGCAGGAAGGGGUGGUGAGUGGAAGGCCACAGAGAAGCACUUGAGAGAGACCCCCCUCUGGGGGCGAGAGCUCAGUUCACCUUUUCCUUUUCCGCGCGGAGGCCCUGUUGAUAAAUUGAGGUCUGGGCUCUGCUGGCUCAGGGACUGUGCCUAGGAGCCCUGGGGUGCCCCCCUCUGAGCAGAGGUUACCCUGGGGACGAGGCCACAUCCCAACCCCUGCCCAGGCAGUGGCGGCCCUGGAGCCUGCGGGGACUGCGCCCCUGUAACCCCUGCCUCCCCAGAGCACCCCCCUCUAAUUAGGUGGAAGGGGUUGUGGUAGGAAAUGCAAAUCUGGGCCUUCCCUUAUCCAGCUGGAUGGCACCCCCUGCAGUUCCUGGGGCUGAGGGGGCAGGGGCCGGCCUGUGGGGAGUGGAGCGCUGCAGCCAAUGCCCCUUCCCUCCCAUGUGGUGAGCAGCAGCAGCCCAACGUCCCCAGAGCGGGACCCUCAGAGAUCACGUCCUCCAAACCUUGCACUGGGCCAGGGGGAAACUGAGGCCCAGAGAGCGGAGGGACCUGCCCUGUUCCAAGGAGCAGCACAGCUGCUGAGAUCAGCAGGAGGGCAAGUCCCACCUCCCUCUGACGAGCUGUGUGGCCCUGCCUCAGUUUCCUUACUUACAAAAUGGUGUUAAUAAUAUUGGUGCUUUGGUGUGUGUGGGGGGGGUGUGGUGUGGAAACACACACCGGAAGAGGUGAAAACUCUACCCUGUUAUAAACCAACGGAACCUCAAUAAAAAUAAUCCAGUUUUCACAAAGAGAAAUUCAUCUUCCAGGUGCUCAACUCAGUAUCGACAAUAAGUAACAAAAACGUCAUGUAGAGGAAAAAAUUAAAAUUAAAUGAAUAUGGAAAAUGAAAGUGGCAUUAACCUUGCUGUGCAAAGGCACCCGAACACCCUGUCUUUUCGCUGCUCGCUGGCUGACUUCCAGAUUGAGAAGAAGAUAGGCCGAGGGCAGUUCAGCGAGGUGUACAAGGCCACCUGCCUGCUGGACAGGAAGACGGUGGCGCUGAAGAAGGUGCAGAUAUUCGAGAUGAUGGACGCCAAGGCCAGGCAGGACUGCAUCAAGGAGAUCGGCCUCCUGAAGCAACUGAACCAUCCAAACAUCAUCAAGUAUUUGGACUCGUUCAUCGAGGACAACGAGCUCAACAUCGUGCUGGAGCUGGCUGAUGCGGGCGACCUCUCGCAGAUGAUCAAGUACUUCAAGAAGCAGAAGCGGCUGAUCCCCGAGAGGACGGUGUGGAAGUACUUCGUGCAGCUGUGCAGCGCCGUGGAGCACAUGCACUCCCGCCGGGUGAUGCACCGAGACAUCAAGCCUGCCAACGUGUUCAUCACAGCCACGGGUGUCGUGAAGCUCGGGGACCUCGGCCUGGGCCGCUUCUUCAGCUCUGAGACCACCGCGGCCCACUCCCUAGUGGGGACGCCCUACUACAUGUCUCCCGAGCGCAUCCACGAGAACGGCUACAACUUCAAGUCGGACAUCUGGUCUCUGGGCUGUCUGCUGUACGAGAUGGCCGCUCUCCAGAGCCCCUUCUACGGUGACAAAAUGAACCUGUUCUCCCUGUGCCAGAAGAUCGAGCAGUGUGACUACCCGCCCCUGCCCGGGGAGCAUUACUCAGAGAAGCUGCGAGAACUGGUCAGUAUGUGCAUCUACCCCGACCCGGACCAGAGACCCGACAUCGGCUACGUGCACCAGGUCGCCAAGCAGAUGCAUGUGUGGAAUUCAAGCACCUGAGGGGCCGCAGCAAGUCUCAGCAGAAGCCAGCACCACCUCGCCUUACUCGAGUCUUCUCUCCCAAGUGGCCACCCGGUAGCCUAGAUCAACUGAGACAGGAGGGUGGGGGCGUCACAGCGGAGGUGUGCAGAACGGCUGGGGGGGCGCUGGCCACAGUUGCUGGUGGCCGCAUUCGGAAGCCCUUUCUUUCAACGGUGGGACGGUCUCAGCGGGGUGGCCGGCGAGCCCCUGCCGUCCACCCCCACCCCAUGGUACCCCGUGUCUCCGGAUGGUAAUGUGAAUCUUUUGGAUAAUCCCUUCAGUCAGCAAAGGCUUCUACUAACAGAAUUGCAGGAGACCAGUUUGUGGUGAGCCUCUGCAAAGGGUAGUAGCAGUUUAGCUCUUAGACUCUCCUCAGACCACCAAGCUGUGUGCUUAAUUUUACUCUGUUGUAUAAGGAUAACCUGGAGCUCAUUUUUUAAAGUACAGCGGAGAUUUUCCUACUAUUUUUAUCUACAUAAAAUGAUGGAGGACAAUGAGGACCCAGCUUCUGGCAUCAAACUUCUGCGAGGAAGGCAAACAGAAUUGGAAGGCCGCGUUUUCUACGCAGCUGGCUCAGCCCUCUCCCGCCCCAGCUGCCUGCCAGGCGCUUACCCCAGUCUGGGCGCUGGCAGUGCAGUUCCCCAUCAGUGUUGAGCCUUUUCUUCCGUGGGAAGGCAGCGAGGGGUACAAAAAAGUUUCAGGGCUUGCCCUCAGGUGGUUCUCUGAACAAAUUCUCGUUCAGCAACUCCAAGUAUGACCUGGGCAGGUCUCUUGGCCUUUCCUAGUCUUCAUCUAUGCUCUCGACCUUCAGGGUUGAUGACAGAAUUUGAAAUAAAAUGCCCAACUCGCACGUGAUAAUCCAAAAAUGGCAGCCACACCCCCCUCACAUCUGCAGUCUGCGGACCACGUCAGUCAACACACAACUGUGCAAGUGUAGGAAACCAGAAAUGUGUUCAUUCAUCUCUUGUUCCCAAACAGGAUUCACUGUGAAGACUAAUUUAUAAAUGUGAACGUAAAGGAAAACUCAAACUCUGAAGGAAAUAGUUGCAAUUUUGUUUUUAUCCUCAAGUUAAUCCUCCAAUGUCUAAGUUGUUUCACUGACUUGGUGACAGUUCAGCCUCCAGCGGGUGCCCGCCCGCCCCGCUGGUGUCCUGGUCGGGAGCGCUGCCCGCGGCUGACUCCCUGGGGAUAAAGGCCGCGGGCGGGGCCCUGCUGUUUCCACCUGUGAACUCUUCUACUGUAACUCUGUGGGGCUUGAGAUUUUCUUCAGAUGCAACCUUUGCUUUGUACUUGCUCUCCGGGAUUGAAAUAAAAUGGGGCCAGGUUACUCCUAUGAGUGGCUGUGAUUCAUGGAUGGUUUUAAAACAGCUUCACGUGGCAGCACAAUUUCUUGAGGCGCCUUGAAGAAACUUCUCAGGCCCCAGACAUUCUGAGUAAUCCUGGAACUUUCUUAAGUUCCCCAGAUAAUUUUGAUAAUAUCUGCCAAGUUGCUGCCUUAACAAUUCCAUUGUUCUCCCUACUCUGCUCCUGGCGAGUCACAGGGCAGCUGGCCCACGCGGAGACCCGGGUGCCAGGCCUCCUUCGCUGGCCCCCAGCCCCGCUGUCUCCUGGCUGCACCGCUGAUAUCUUCCUGGCCCCAGACAGUUUGUUCGCAAGUAUCCUGCUCUCAAGGCGCCCCCAUGGCCGCGUCUCCCUGUGCGGGAUCAGCUUCAGACACAGAUGAACUAGCGCUCGGCACACUCCCGGGAGCUCUGCCUGCGGCACGGGAUUUCAACCACACACCAGGUUUGAGCGCUGGUGAAACGAUCAUGUCCAAACUGCUGCAAAAGUUAAGUAAGCCCCAAAGCACUCCCUUGGCUCGGUGACGCUGGCCAAAGUGGAGCCUGCCGGUUGCUCGAAGCUCAGGCAGAGCAAACCGCCUGCCCAGCUGCCUUUCCCUGGUGUCAGAACCGAGCUGUGCUUGAGCAGCCACGCCGGGGGGAGGGGUUCUCUCCCCGUGGCUGCUGGGGUCGAGGCUGCGCUGCCACAUCCUAACCCAGCAACGCCGCGUCGCCCUCAAUGAGAAGGCACAGCAGGUAUGAACACGUAUCUGAACACUCGAACCACCUGGCUUCCUGCAACAGAGACGGCCUGGUCUGCUCUCAGGGGGCUGCGCUCAUGCACCCCCAGCUGGAAGCGGGCUACCAGGCGGGGAGGGAGCACAUCCUGACAGGGGGCACAUCCCAGGGCAAUGGGCUCAGCGUCCAGAAACCCACAUGACCCGAGACUCAGCCACUCGGUUGGUUUACGGUUUUUAUUGUUUCAUUCAGGAAACACAGGGGAGCCUCGGAUGCCCGCGGCGUCCACAGCGGCAGCCCGCCCUCACCGCACCCUCAGGACGUGUCCAUGGUUUGGACUGUCUCUUCUAGCACCUCGAUUUCCAGGGUAGUGACCUUCUCGGUGAGCACGGCAGUGGUCCCUUUCUCACACCUGUACCGGCCAAACCUAGAGAGAGGGGCACACAGUCAGGCGGCACGCAAACCUCCUGCCUUCCCCGCCACUCCCACAGGUGCCAGGACACACUGGCGGUGUCCCUCCACCUUCGGCCUCCCGCCAGUCCCCUCAGCAGCGCCCAGCCCGUAGGAGCCUUCAUGCAGCUUCCAUCACCCUUCUCUGUCACGACAAGAUGACCUCACAGUUACCACAAGCACUUGCGACAAACUGAAGAUGCCCACAGCCAGGCUUGGCUUGUCGCUUUAGAGCAUUCUCCUGAAACUCAGGAACGGCGAGGUGACGGUCCCCUGCAGGGACACCGCACAGCAGCACCACCACCUUCUCAGAGUGAACCCGACAGAGGUUUCUCUGCGCACCAGGCAGAGAGAGAGACACAGGACUUGCACCUUCCUGUGUCCUCCCCAACCGGAACUGACAGGUGCUUCCCUGGUUCAAAGGAUCAACAGCGACCACCUUGUCCCACACUGUCAUUUCGAAGUCAUGGGAGGUGAACCAGCUCCAAGCCCACCCAAGGCAGACACUCCCUGCCCCAAGCCACAGCGCUCGGCUGCUGGCCGCUCCUGCCCUGUCAGGAACACCUGGCGUUUGCACAGUGCUGAGUACCCACUGCAACUGACACCUCCUGCUCUGGAAUGUGUGUGUAUGGAGUGGGUGUUAAGCAUUCCAGAAGGUGUUAUCCUCUGGCCCGGCUGGGGGCUGAGUGGGAGGUGGCAGUUUAGAGAGCCUGCUGUGCUCAGCACAGACGAAGGGACAGGGGCCGCGAGCCAUGGACCAGGCAAGCAGCUGCACCACCAGGAGGAGCUCAGCUGAUGGCUGCCGCAGGUAGGAAAGUGCCAGUUCUCUCUGCAAGUCACCUAGCGCCUUGUCCCCACGCCGUGCCUGACACUCGGUGGCAGACAUCACGGGUGAGCUCCAAGGCUGACCUGUGGAGACUAGGCCACAGUCUCCACAGUGCCUGAGCGGCCUUGGCGCUCUCUGAAAAAUGUACCUUCUCCUGGAAUUCAUGGUUCUCUUCAGAGCAGAGAAAGGACAGCAGGUGACUCAAGCCUCUCCUUCUCACCCCCCAGUCCAGAGCUCUCGUCCCCACUCUGCCCCCACCCCCAUCAGCAUUUUACAAGUCAAGUCACUGUCUACACCUGACCGCAGCGCACAAUCAUAAAGCAAAGACUGACUUGAAGGCCUGCUGUGUAAGGCUGGCUGGAGUCGCAGGAGUCACUCUCUGUGGGAAGGCAUUAAGAAAACCUGUCCAGACGGCAGGGUGGCCACAGAAGCCACGGGCCAGGAAGAAAGUCAUCUCCUUCACUCACCUGGUCCCCUUCUUGUUGGGCACUGAGUAUGGACGGAGAAAGUCCAACUUGGCCUUGCUGAUGACACAGAGAUCAAUGUUACUUCCAGACCCCAGGUCAUUGAAGAUGCCGGCUGCGAUGGCUUCACUCACCAGCUUCUUGGCUUCUUCCUCCUGAGAAAAAGAAUGGCAACAAUAAUAUCCAGAGCCGAGCGGGGGCGCCUAGAGAGCGCUCACUAGCUGCAGGCACAUCACCUGUGAGGGUCAGCACUAUUUUCAAUCCCCCUUUCAUAGAGAAAGAAAAGUCUCACAGUACCUCACUGAUUUGCCCAAAGUUUCCCAGCUGGCAGGUGGGGGACCAGGUUUUCACACCUUUUAGUCACACCCCACCCCCUGAAGUGACUGCUCCACGUCAAUCACCACACAGCUGAGGACCAUGGACGGACAGCAGUUUACCAUCUAAAACAGGGUCAGGAAACUUCUCCCAUGAAGGAUCAGGUAGUAAAUAUUUUAAGCGUUGUGGAUAUAUACUCUUUUGUCCUAACUACUUAGUUGGGUCAAAGGAGCAUAAAAUAGCCACAGACAGAACCAGUAAAACUCAUUAACCAGAUGGCUUGUGGGCUGCCUUAGGCCCACAGCCGUAGUUUGCUAACCCCUGACCCAGAACACCCAACAUUAUGUUCCUGGUAACAUAAAGAGAGUCCAUGUCAUGGAAAAGCCGACACCGCACACAACACAGGUUCCGGGGAAAUGCUGACGCGCCCGGGGACCCACGGACUCGCGCCCACAGGCCUGCAGGCUCACUGAGACGAUCCGUUUCUUUGAAUCACCUCUAUCCUACUUGUUUAAUAAGCUGAAUUCCCUAAUGUUAUCCAUGAAAAACUGGAAUGAUUCACUUCUUGUCCAAGAAGGCCUGUCCCACGCCUGGUCCUGCGCUGAGAGGUAGAGCUGCAGGCACGGAUGGAGGGGCUCCAGGGCCCGGGUCUGGCGGGGCUCAGCAUCCAGUGGGGGCACUAGUACGUACAAUGGAGUCUGGUGACGGCACCAGGCUGGCUGAGGCAGCGCUGCGGGAACACUACUUGCAUCGGGGAGGGCUGGAGGACACUCGCACACUCAGAAAAUAGGAGAGUGAAACAGAGGCAGCAGGGCAGGACCCGAGGAACACCAAGUUCAAGCUCUUACUAUUAAUACAACACGGACCAAAAAAAAAAAAAAUCUCUAAUUUAUCUCCCCUCUCCACCCAUGUAUAAACAUAAACAUACAACUGAAUUAAAAAGUCAACCAAGUAACACCCUUUGAGAAACACAACCCACCCCUCCAGCCCUAAAACUCCAGCCUGAGCUGUCACAGAGCAGGUCUGCUGACUUGGCAUUGUGAGAAGAGCCAUUCCGGGCUCCUGCUCCUCUGCCUGCCCUAAGCCAGGAAGGGAUUCCAGUGACGUGAGUGCCCUCUACAGACUCAGAGGAGGAAAGAAAAGAUCAGCCAGAAGUGGGCUCCUCAGCAACCCAGAGCAGGAAGCUGGGGCUUUUUUAUUCCAGGUUUUCUCACUUCCUAAGUGGCACUCAGGUGCGGCCACCUAGCUGGUUAUUCUCUUGUGAUGUGCAGGACUGUAAGAACACAUUCAACAGGAUCCUCUAAUCCGGAAUUCUCUUCUGGCAUCCCCAAAUCUGGGGCCAGGAGCUUUACCAAAACUUAGUAAUGGAGGUGGCCAAGAAACUUCUUCAAGAUGGCUGCUGCCAUCGCCCCAGAGAGCAAACCCCUGCCCGAACUCCACCUGCGACUUCCUCCCUAGCUGACGUGAGCGCACACCACAGGGCACCUGCACAGUCUCCUGACCCCGACCCACCACCCCCUCUUCCUGGCCCUUCUCUCUGCUUUAUUGAUUCCUUUGCUUUGUCAUCACUGCUUUUCUUAUCACUGCCGCGGGUGCCUUGGGCCAGCAAACAGUACCUAGUGAGUGUCACAAAUCUUGCUGGCAGCACUUAGGAGUGAAGAUUUAAAAUAAUUAAAUUACCCUUGAGAAGAGGGAUGGGGAAAGACUUAGAGAAAACCAAAACACACACACAAAGCGAGGCACGAGGCACGCAUCUCUACUGUCAAUUAGAGCAGGCACAUGGGUGCCAGAAUGCUGACAAUGCUGAGAUUACAGGUGAUUCUCUCUCUGUUUGCAAGUAUUCUGUAAUGCAGUAGAUGAACUUCUAAAAUUUAAAAAUGUGCAAGUCUUGAAAUGUAUUUGUAUAUAGCCUGACUUACAAAAUUAUCAUGUGUGUUGUUAUUUAAGUGACAAAAGGCUUUCAAAAUUUGGGAAAAUACACAUUUAAAUCUUUUCCUCCCUAAUCCUAGGACAGAUAAUUCUUCCAGGAAGAAAAUAUCAUGUAUUUGAUUUUUCCCCAGUUCUACUCCUCCCCACUCCCACCUCCUGGGCACAGGACCGAAGAGGUCACCAGACAAUGGGCAGCAUUACUGAGCACCUACUCUACACGGCCCACACAGAAUGAAGCAGUGUGAGGAGCAUCGUAUUUACCCCUGCCCCUAACCACCUCGUAAGGCUGGCCUGUCAGGAGCUAUGGCUGAAAGUCAAUGACUCACCCAAGGUCACCAAGCUAGUAAACAAUAAAGGAUCCUCUGGGCACAGGCCGGAACACUACAGCACCAAGCAGCUCCCAAGUAAGCCAUCUCAGCAAGUCAGGACCAUGGAGAGCAGUUCCCUGAUUCACAUUAAGUCACCCCCCAACUACCAAACAUCUUCAAAACCGGGACAAGUUUAACACAAGAAAGGCUGGACGACUAGCAGCUCCUCUGAGGGUCCUCUGAAGGUCAUUUCCAAGACAGGGGAGGGAUGAGCAGUGACUCCCAAACUACUCACAGACCACCACCUACCUAUUUCUAAUAUAUCAGAGAUCAACACUAAAGCCCGAGAGCUUUUUUCACAAUACCUCACAUCCCACCCCACCCCAAAUCCUCAGAACACAAAUACAGGGAAGAUUACCAAGGCUCUAUGGUCUGCCCAUUACUUACAUAGUUGUUGUCUUUCACAAAUAUUUGGAACACCCACUGUGUUCCAGAAUGUUUCAUAUGUUGAGAUGGUCUUUUACUCCAGUAGUUCCACACCCAGAAUUCUAGACACAUAUGCAAAUAUGCUACUGGGCAUAGUCAUACUGUGUUUUCUUUAUAGUGGAAUUUCAUAAUUAAACACUCUUGUCUUUAACACGUGCUACCAAAUAUUUAAGAAAACCAUCGAGAAAAACUAUAAACUGAAACAAGAGGUGGUGAAAACGCCACAUUUUUAUCUGUCUCUGGCCCACACAAAGUGCAGAAAGCAUUGCUUCUUCCUUUGGGAUUCAUACUUCAUAGAGAAAUUUCUGGAAGACACAGAAAAACCUGAGCUCUGAGCAGCACCUGCCUGGGGAAAGCUGCUACCGAGGGGCUGUGACCGGGGCCCUGCCAAGCCUGAGACCCCAGCCGGUCAGGUGCGGGUGCAAUGCUCUCUCCCACUGCUGGGGCCACGUCCUCCCGCCAGCUGCUCGUGGAUUUACGUAGCUAGUCACAGGGAACUUGAAGUCCGUAUGUAGACGGACUUGGCACCACUCAUCCUGACCAGAAAAAUAGCCCUCCAGGCCAAUGGCAGUGUCUUUUCACGUAGAGAUACUCAGCCUGGCUAUCGAGGGGCAGUCAGUUGGGCAACCCAAGCUCAAGGUCACCUGGGCUGAGUGACUAGGUCUGAAUCCCCACUUUCCUACUCAUUGCUGUGCAACCUUGGGCAAGCCACUUCACCUCUCUGAGUUCAUUCUCCACUUCUAUGACAUCGUGAUGAUAAAUUAAGAUUUAUCACAGGACUGCUGCAAGAAAUAAAAUAUAGAAAGCAUGCGUGGACUGCCAGGUCUGGCCCAUCGCUGCUGCUUAAUAAACAGAAACGUAUUUAAGAAGGCAAGCUAGAGGGCUCCGAGAAGUAGAGCCGAUCUCUACGCAGUGACUGCUGCACAAAACCCCAGGCUAGGAGGAGGGCCAAACAAACUUGCUGACAAAUCUUCACCCCGUGCCACAGAGAAGUUCCUCUAAUAAUUAAUCCAAGCAAAAAGCACACUCCCUAAAAGUUCAGAGAAUAUAAAAGGAGCACUUCCUGCUUUAUGGCUACAAAGACCAAACUAACUGGGAAUAUCAGUCCCCGGGGCCACCCCUGCUUCUUAAAUGAGAUUACAAUAAGAGUGAUGUACUGUGCGCGAGUCAGCCGUGACAAGCAGCACUUUAUAGAGCUAUCUGUUUGUCUCCAUCACUGCAGCGCGCAAUGUGUCCCCCGACUCCAAUGUGCAGCUCCAUUUACCGCUACAUGACAAAUGGGCAGCACUUGUAAAAGGCACAAAGAGGUCCACGUCGGCCAUGUAAUGGUCACCACAGCUGUACCCGAGUGCUUGAGGGGACAAAACAGACCCCCAAGUUCAUUAAACUGACCAGUAAUGGAUCUUUCAAAAAGUGCCUUAGGAAUCAUACAGAAAAGGCUAAAAUAAAUAACUCAGCAUGGAAGGCUAAUCUGAAAUGGUGUUUGAUAAAUUAUUUAUAACACAGGCGAUUGUCUGCAUUUAAUAUUGGAGCUACUAGUAGCAUCUUUAAAAGAUGAUUUAUGUGUUGUAAUGCUAUUAAACUUUAUAUUGGCCCACUGCUAGCUAUAAAGUCUGCUGAGAUUUAGAGAAUGAGUUUUAAACUGUCACUGCAACAUCAUAGGAGAUGGAGACUGUAUUAAAUCUUUACUUUAAACCUGUUAUCUAGAGAGUUGCAUUUUGUAGACACUCACAAACUGAUAGAUUACCUCGGCAUCCACUAUGGUGCAGGUCCAAAAUAGUACCGCAAAGAAACUUUUGCACAUUAUUCUUGUCUACAGCUACAAUUGAAUUUCUCUUCUCACUUAAGUGAUUUUUAGAUUGGGAAUGUCACCAGGGUAAA
Messenger RNA from Talpa occidentalis (Iberian mole), 11078 nucleotides. It is a transcript of the gene NEK6, whose product is annotated as NIMA related kinase 6. The transcript has 9 exons. Gene Ontology annotation, molecular function: ATP binding; protein kinase activity. Bases 1448 to 2341 code for a protein of 297 amino acids. The record is from RefSeq and is a predicted model, not a curated record. Gene Ontology annotation, biological process: protein phosphorylation. NCBI's taxonomy places the organism in Eukaryota, Metazoa, Chordata, Mammalia, Eulipotyphla, Talpidae.